GAAAACUCCAUUAAAAAGCCCGGCUUUCCUCCAUGUUAGAUGUGAACUGGAAAAUGGGGAAGAUUUAGCAAAAUUCUACCUUCAGUCAGGCUGGAAAGGGGAAGAGAGCAGAGUAAAACCCUCAGACUGCUGAAAUUUCUAGACUGCCGGGAAGCCCCCUGGAAUUCUGUGAAAAUGAGGGUCUCUUAACUCAAAACUGAUAGAGGGAAAGAACAGGACCCCUUCUCUAAUUCCUCCCCAGGGUGUGUUACCUUUCUUCACCAGUAUGGUAAGAGACAGGGCCUGUCCCAAGCCCGGCAUGCCCGUGUGAGCCAAGGCACCCCAAGUGAGGCAGAGUGAACUCCAGCCGGCACUGGCUUCCUGCCUCUUCAUGUGCUUUGGAAGGAGCAGCAGCAGGAGUCUCGGCAGCUGGGGCCGCAAGGAUGGACAGCGGGGAGAGAACUGACGGCAGCUGUGGCUGCCGUGGCCACGACGAGAAGAAGAUGCUCAAGUGUGUGGUGGUUGGGGACGGUGCCGUGGGGAAAACCUGCCUGCUGAUGAGCUACGCCAAUGACGCCUUCCCGGAGGAGUAUGUGCCCACUGUGUUCGACCACUAUGCAGUUACCGUGACGGUGGGAGGAAAGCAGCACUUGCUCGGCCUGUACGACACUGCAGGACAGGAGGACUACAACCAGCUGAGGCCACUGUCCUACCCAAACACAGAUGUGUUUUUGAUCUGCUUCUCCGUCGUAAACCCUGCCUCUUACCACAACGUCCAGGAGGAGUGGGUGCCUGAGCUGAAGGACUGCAUGCCUCACGUGCCUUACGUCCUCAUAGGGACCCAGAUUGAUCUCCGUGAUGACCCCAAAACGUUGGCCCGUUUGCUGUAUAUGAAAGAGAAACCUCUCACUUACGAGCAUGGUGUGAAGCUUGCAAAAGCGAUUGGUGCACAGUGCUACUUGGAAUGCUCUGCCUUGACUCAGAAAGGUCUCAAAGCGGUUUUCGAUGAAGCAAUCCUCACCAUUUUCCACCCCAAGAAAAAGAAAAAAUGCUGCUCUGAGGGUCACAGCUGCUGCGCGAUUAUCUGAGGUUGCCUGAGACCCGCCACCCCUCCAUCUAAGACUGAGAAUGGCCGCAUCUCCAAGACCAAGCUCCUGCCAAAAAGGAGGGCAGGACCGGAAAGGAGUUUUCUUCCCACAGAGGCUUGCCUGCCACGCUGUGAGCCCUCCCAAGCACAGCCCACUAGUCAGCCAGCUGCCACCUGCGUCUUCCCUGCCACCUAGAAGUGCCCACGCUGCAUCCCCGAGGAUGCUGGGUCCCAGUUUCAGACAGCGCCACUGCUGAACAUGCCAGAAACAAAGUCAAGGUCCAUCUUGCAUUUCAUAUUUCUCCUGCCUGUGAAUAUGAAGCUGAUGGGAAAUCAUUACAGAAAAACUGAAAGAGGAAUUCGGUUCCUGUAUUGGUGGCCUUACUUGAUGUCUUUGACAAAACUUGGGACUGCAGUACUAAUCUUUCUUUUCUGAACCUCCUGUUCUACCCUUGUGUCUGACAUUCAUUUAUAUUAUGUGAAGGAAUCACCUAAUUUCCAGUCUACUCAGGCAUUACAAAUCUGUACCAAAUUAGCCUAAAGAAAGGCGGUUUAUAUCCAUUUCUAUUUUUAGCACGUUUCUACCAAAGCCAUCAGAACCAACAUUUACCUCUGAACGUCUGAGCACAGGAAGACACAAGAAACUAAAACUUUCAGAAACUUACAGAGUCAUGACUUUUGAACUUUUUGAACGUGGUUGAAUGAAAACACCAUCAGGUCCACGUUCGUGCCAAAGAUUCACCCCCUACAAAUAUAAGUUGAUAGGCAACCUGAUAUUUUCCCCUACUAUACUGGCAAACUAAAAAUGAACUGUUAACAAAAGUAGUAUUUCUAUUUUGCAUCCACGUCCACUGGGGGAAGAAUAUAGCAGGACCCAUCUUUUAAAAUAGUUUAUUUAGCGGAGUGGACCUUCCUGCUCCCUUUCUCCCCCAUUGCUUGCCCUUUGCUUCCUGGAUUUCACACUUUCUCCCCGGCCCGGAUUCCAAUUAUCUUCUAAACUAAAAGAAGGCCUGGGCAUUGGGCAUAGUUUUCGGAAAACUAUGUUCCAAAAAAUUGGGAGAGAAUUCAGAUACGGUUUAAGUUUAUUAUUUAAAAAUACCUGAGGUAGUCUAUGGGUGGCUCACACCUGUAAUCCUAGCACUCUGGGAAUCCAACGUGGGAGGAUCCUGUAAGCUUAAGAGUUCAAGACCAGCCUGAGCAAGAGUGGGACGCUGUCUCUACUAAAAACAAAAAACUAGUGUCAUGGCAGGUGCCUAUAGUCCCAGAUACUUGGGAGGCUGAGGCGAGGGGAUCACUUGAGUCUAAGAGUUUGAGGUUGUUGUGAGCUGUGAUGCCACAGCACUCUACCAGGGUGACAGAGACUCUGUCUCAAAAAAAAAAAAAAAAAAGAAAAGAAAAAUGCCUAAGGUGAAGAAAAGUCCCUCUGCUUCUCUGCUUGCUUCCGGUGAAUGUGCUUCCCAGCUUGCCUCAUGUGCCCUCCCGUUCCAGGUGAGUGACAUUUUCCAGUAAGGACUGAACUAAACUUCGGCUUUCUCUUUCUUUGCUCAGCCUCCCACAUGUCUGUUUGGGGCCAGAUCUGUGGGCAGCAACCUCUGGAUCCGUCUGUGUCCUGCCUUCCAGAAUAAUGAGCUACAUGGAACAGGGACUUUGGGCCAAUGGAAAUAAAACCUCCCAGUAAGGAAUCACAGGCCCACUCGUGUGUGACAAUUCCAAACAUUUAGGAACUUUUGUACCAUGAGUGAGUUACUUCCUUUUAAUUAGGGGCUUUGAGAGGUUCUAAUUAAUCUUAUUUGCUUAUAAAUGCCUUGGAAUCACCCAAGUAGACUCUUACUUUUUUAUUUUAAUUCCAUAAGCAAAGUGCACCUUUGCAAUUUGAAAUUACACCAAUUUUAAGACUUUCUGGCCUCAAGUGCCCUCUAUUAGCAAAAGCCAGUCUGUCCAGUACCUUCUGCUGCUGGAGAAAGCAGUAAGAAAAGAAAGAAUUACGUGGUAUUACGACUCUUUUCUAUUAAGACCUUCCCAGACAACCCCCCAGUUCUGGGUGGGGGGGUGUUUGUGUGGAAUUUCUGGAAGUUGUUUUCCCUCCCUCUCCAUUUCAAGGACUGUUUCCCUUCUCCCCCAUCUCAUUGCUAAACAUUUUUUUAAAUACACACAUUUCGCAUAAAAGAAAACGGGAGUUUUGUAUCAAAGCUUGACAUUUAGAGCAAAGACUUUUUGCCUUUGUAAGUGGAGAUAUAUUGUGUAUAAAUUGUAAUUUCCCAGAGGUUAUGAAUUCAUCCUCUAUAAAAACUGAUGAGCAUUUAGCCCCAUAAUAAAUGAAGUGAUAUUAGACAGUUUUGUUUCUUUAUUGCAUAGUUACAUCUUACUAAAGGGCCACUCCUGAGUUUUUGUUGAUGUGGAUGAAAAGUUGAGAUCAGUAUAUUUCCAGAUGUGUGCAGGCAACAAGAAAAUAGCUCCCAGGUCAUCACCUCCCUGAUGAUGGGAAGAUCAUUCUCUCCCUUCCAACCAGAAACUGGAUAAAGAUUGUUGGUGUCCGGAUGGAGCACAGGCUCCCAGAGGUUUUAGGGGCUAAUCAUUGAACUAAAUGCAGAACAAAGGGACUUCAAUGAGUCAUUUCAUACUGACAAAUUAAUCAGUUAUAAAUCAUGGCAAGAUCUGGCUCAUUCCACUAAAAAGUGUUUUCUGCCCUAAGAUUGAAUAAAACUACGUUCCGAACCAAAGACAAGAAGAGAGAGAAAUUUGAAGGAUCCUUUAAUUAUCCGCAGCAUCUUAGCACGUCGUGGCAGCUGAUCUCCAUUUGAGAGGAUCUCAACUCAUCAGAGCUAGAAAAGGUCUCCAGGAACUAUGGUCUGUGAACAAAAGUUCUCUGAAAAGGAAUUUGGAGGAAAGAGACUAUUCCAGUAAACAGUUUCCAAACCAGGAAGAUGUAGCCUCUUGCAUAAAAGGAAGGAGCAUUCCAGAGAACAAAAAGAGAGUUUGGAUUUGAUGCCAGAAAUUCCCAUCCAUGCUCUGGAUUGGGUCUGUUUAUGCAAACCGACGCUUGAAAUUCACUUAGUUCUAAUUGGUGGUUAUACAGCUGAGCCCUGAUUGGCUGAGGCAAGUGAGCUCUGAUUGGUUGGCUCAGAUGAGGUCUGCCUCCCAAAGUCAAACAGAGGUGUGAAUUAGGGAGAGGGGUUCAAAGGACACGUGUGACCCCGUUGACUCUAUUUAAAAUUUAGGCCCAGUUAGCCACAUCCGUUUUGGAGGAUUGGCUCUUUCAGGUUAACGUUUAUUCACAAGUCCAAUUCCUCAUUGCUCAUGUAAGAAACUCAAGUCUGGAUGGGUUAAGAGAAGUGCCCUGUGGCGGUGCUGGAACAGAUCUCAACUUUUCAAUACUAUCAUUUAUCCAUAUCACACAUGUCAACGUGGAAUUUUGUAGGUGUAUUACUGGAGUUGCAUCUGUUUAUCCUAUAGAUUCCAGAAUAUUUUAAACACAUAACAUCAUGUAGUUAGACCACUAUAAAUAAAGUAUUCCAUCAAUCUAGUAAUAAACUAGAGAUCAGCAUUUGACCUAUGUACUAAUAUGUCUGGAAGCCACAGUCUACAGAAGCCUAAGGUAAUGGCUCAAUCAAGCAGCUACUUUGGUAGAUUUGGUUUUUUCAUUCAUGGUUUGUGGUCUGGUAGAAUUAAGAAAUCCUUGGGUUAUUUUUGGAACACAAAAGGACUAAGGCACAGUAAGAAAUCUGGGCUAAUUCCUGUAAAGUUAUAGUCAAAGAACAAUUAUGGAAGACAAACUCUACAGUAACCCUAAGCCAGUAAGUCAAAAAAUAAGCUUUGCACAUACGAGGCCUGCCUGUUAAGUUCACAAACUUGCCACCGGGCACUGUACAAUGAACUUGGCGAGGUUUCCUAACCUUGGUCAAUCAGUAUCUCACGUCAUGUUUGUGUGGUGUGGUGGUCUCGAUGAGUGCCUUUCAUUAUAGUUGUUGUGUGUUUUUGCGUGCUGUCCCAAGACUAUCAGAGCUUAAAUUAGAAACAAACGUUAAAUUUCUUGUUAAACUCCACAAGAGCGGAAGUGAAAUUGGGGACAUGUCAGCCCAAGUUUAUGGGGAUAAUGCCAUGAAGAAAACAGCAGUGUGCAAAUGGACUACACGUUUUUCUGAGGCGAGACAAAGCAUCCUGGUAAGCCUGUUUGUGAACUUAAUUAUCUGACCUCGUGUGUUAAGGGGGGAGGUUUUGUCCUGAGACUUCGAUAACAAUGUAUCUGAACAUAGUAUUCAAAGCACACUUGGAAGUUCCUAGUUUAUCAGAGAAGCACUAAAUGAAGUGAGUGUGGCCAUACACUAUUUUCACAGGGCCACCAAUAAGGAAAUAGUAUUACAUAGGAGUAAAAGAGCAAUCACAACCAUACGUACAAUUUUAGGAGAAAAAUAAAUCUAAAUCCAAAAUUCGAAACCAACAAAAAUGUCAUCAUGUAGGGUUAUACGUUCCUGUGAGUGGGCGCUUACAAGGGAGAGCAUCUUCAAGAAGAAAUAUUUGACUGGAGACAAGCCUUUCAAGAUGCCGUAUUAUAUUCAUAAGGGCAAAUGCAUUCCACAGACCAAAGUAAUGGAAAAUAAAAAAUUGGGAUGUUGCUUUAAAGAAUGUUUGAUACCGUGCUAGAGCUUAUCACGUAAAUAGUUAAUGUGUUCAUUUUUAAAUCCAUCUCUGUGUUUAGCUGCCAAAAGGCAAAAUACUCAUCCUCCCUCCACAGAAAGAACUACAGGUCACCAGCUAUUCCCCCAAGAGUCUGUGAGUAGGCCAAAUACAAAUAAGGAACCUCAACAAACUGUUUUCACUUCAAGGACCCAUUAGAAACAGAGGGAAAAGAGGUGAGGGAAACUAACGAAGGAAGUCAGGCACUUCGAAAAUGAAAAUAUUUAAAGAAUGGACAGGAAGCUAAAACAAAACAUAAGCCAAAAACACACACCUUAAAAUUCCCCUAAAGUGUGGCUAACUUCAGCCUGGUUUCUAGAAGCACAGGGAAGAAAGACGAACAGAGAGCCUGGACAGGAUUAUGUGGUUCUGGGAAUCUAAGCAGAGUCAGACAACAGGGCUUAUCAUGUGACAACCUAGAUAAUCCCACAUCACGCUUCACUAAAAGUGAACGGAUCUUAGGCAAUGUUCUUGGGUCUUUACUAGCAAUGUAGGGUAUCACCCUCUUGGCUUAUAUAUAGCGGGCCAUCAUUGGACACUUACCAGGGAACAUGAUUCAAUAAAUGAUUUGAAAAUUUCCUUAAACAUGAACAUGACUUAAGACCUGAAAAGGAUGACUUCAGGAUAGCUGGAAAGAAAGUUAUUUGUAUAAAUACUAUUUAUUCAUCUGCAGUGGGAUAUUGCUAAGUAGAAAGAUUGCAUUUAAAAUGCACAACCAGGGCAGCGCCUGUGGCUCAGUGAGUGGGGCGCCGGCCCCAUAUACCGAGGGUGGUGGGUUCAAACCCGGCCCCCAGCCAAAAUGCAACAACAAAAAUAAUAGCCAGGUGUUGUGGCAGGUGCCUGUGGUCCCAGCUACUCAGGAGGCUGAAGCAAGAGAAUCGCCUGGGCCCCUGGGAGCUGGAGGUUGCUGUGAGCUGCGACGUUACAGCACUCUACUGGGGGCGACAAAGUGAGACUCUGUCUCUAAAAGAAAUAAAAUAAAAUGCACAGCCACAAUAACAGAAUGCAAAAAAAAUAUGAGAUAAAGCAAUCAUUUGCGGAGCUUCACUGGUCAACAAAGACCAGAAAGGAAAUUAAAGCACCAAGCUGUCAGAAGCUCAGAUGUGCUUUUUUAGUGAUCUCUUUGGGUGAAGGGAGGAAUAAGUUAAAAAAGGUCUGGCUCAUCUGUCAAGUGGUGGGAUCAAGCUCAACAACAGUUCUUGGCUUUGAAAUUCCACAACAGGAAAUUGGAGUAAAAGCUGCAAGGAUUAAUCUUGGUCGCCAUCUAUUUUUUUCCUCCUUAGGAGACAUUAUGUCAAAAACACUGGAGUUGAUUUGGUGUGUCUGUGUUUUAAACAUGCUCUACUUUGGGGAUUUCAUUUUGUUCUGAGAGUUCUGUGGUGAUUCAGAAGCUUUGUAAUAUUAUAGCUGGAGGAAUUUCAUUGUAUUUUUAGCCAUGUCCUCCAAGCCUCCCAGGGUCUUUGUAGUGAUCUUUUCUGAACAGGUUCUGACCAGUGUCACGGUGGGGGCAUAUGAUCUGGGUUCCACGAGGAGAUGGUGCCCUGGGCCUGCACCUGUGUCUUGCCUUGAGGCAACCUUAGCACACUUUGCUUCCCUCUUGGCACUGCACAAGUCAAUCUUCUGAGAUUAUGUUAAUUCUUUGGGGGGGAAAAAUAGAAAACACUUUCUGAGUAGGGAAGUAUGUUUGGAGCAGGACUGUAAAUACACAUCUAAAAUUACCAUCUGCCAUUUUUUAAAUCUAUUUUGUUUUAAGCAAUCAGGUUCUUUUCUCCUAGAGGAACCUCAGGCAAGAAAGUUAACGAAUUCUACAUUCUUCCUAUUACCUGGUUUAAAUUGUGUUUUGCUCAGAGUAAACAGUAAUUACUGUUUACAUCUCAGCAAAAUUUUAUCCCAACUGCAACAGUUCAUGUUCCUCCCACUAUAAUCUCUAAAGAAGAAAUGAUCACCCAGGGAAGUAUGCUGACCUAAUCACAGAUGGUGUUUUACAACCCGCAUCUUAUGUAAUGGUGAUUCUACAUGACUUUUUCAUAAUUAAUGGAACAUUACUCAUGUACUCUUAAACCUUGCGAUUUAUGUUGUGCCAUGUUCUGAAUUUCAUGUCAUUAAAG
Molecule: messenger RNA, 7848 nt
Organism: Nycticebus coucang (slow loris)
Lineage: Eukaryota; Metazoa; Chordata; Mammalia; Primates; Lorisidae
Gene: RHOJ
Product: ras homolog family member J
Exons: 5
Coding region: 423-1067 (214 amino acids)
Biological process (GO): small GTPase-mediated signal transduction
Molecular function (GO): GTPase activity; GTP binding
Source: RefSeq, a predicted model, not a curated record